Messenger RNA from Helianthus annuus (common sunflower), 1541 nucleotides. RefSeq names its product AT-hook motif nuclear-localized protein 14. The coding region runs from base 187 to 1296 and encodes 369 amino acids. The record is from RefSeq and is a predicted model, not a curated record. NCBI's taxonomy places the organism in Eukaryota, Viridiplantae, Streptophyta, Magnoliopsida, Asterales, Asteraceae. Gene Ontology annotation, molecular function: minor groove of adenine-thymine-rich DNA binding. The transcript has 6 exons.
CACGCCACGAAUCAUGCGGCAGAGGAUCAAAACCUCAUCCGAAAAGAACAUGUAAACAACACCAACACAAACAAAAACCAAAAAAACCCGAUCCAAAUUCCUCAAAUAUUGGAAUACAACAACACAAAUGAAAAUAAUAUUUAUUUAAAUAAAAACCAACUCCAUUUUUCUUUCUUAACCGUUUGAAUGGAACCGGAUGACCUUGGUCUAGGCUCUUACUAUCACCACCACCACCCGCAACCACAACCUCCACCCCAACGCCACCAGCACCCACACCACCCACAACCUCAACCACCACCACCACCACAACCACCAUCAGCCAUCGCCAAUGGAAUGUUACAAAACACCAACAAUGAUCCUAGACCAUCUCAAUUGCUCUACCCUCAUAAUUCUGCUCCCUCUGCUGUCUCUUCUCCGUUAGAAACCGGUGUUCGGAGAAAAAGAGGCAGACCAAGAAAGUACGGAACGCCGGAACAAGCUGCCGCUGCGAAAAGAAUGUCGUCGAGCUCUUCUCCGGGCACCUCGGUUCCGCCGUUGUCCCCGCCGAGCAAGAAGGAGUCGUCUUUGGGAGUUAGUAGCUCAUCUACUACUUCUUUCAAGAAGUAUGCUCUUGGGAACACUGGGCAAGGUUUUACACCUCAUGUUAUAUCCGUGGCUGCCGGAGAGGAUAUUAGCCAGAAAAUAAUGUCGUUUAUGCAACAAAGCAAGCAAGAGAUGUGUGUCCUCUCAGCAUCUGGUUCAAUCACUAAUGCAACGUUACGCCAGCCAGCCACAUCCGCAGGCAACAUUACUUAUGAGGGUCGUUUUGACAUCCUAUCAUUCUGCGGAUCUUAUAUACGUACUGAUUUGGGUGGCACGGGUGGAUUAAGCGUCUGUUUGUCUAGUAACGACGGACAAAUCAUAGGUGGUGGUGUUGAUGGGCCGUUGAUAGCCGCAGGUCCUGUCCAGGUAAUCGUUGGCUCAUUUUCUAUCGAGGGUAAGAAAGAAAGUACUGCUAUCCUAAAAGGCGAUGCAUCUACAAACAAGUUGCCAUCACCAAAUGUGGGGCCGUCGGUUCCAAACUUGAGCUUCCUAUCGGGACCAGACACUUCCGGAAGAAAUGUAGUCGGUGGCAGUGAUGAGCAACAAAAUAUCGACGGGUACCAGUUCAUGAUCCAGAAUCGAAAUGUGCCUGUAAGCGAUUGGAGGCCUAACAAUGAUUCUAGGAACACUGCUGGUUAUGACUUCUCAGGAAGAUUGAAUCAUGGGGCACAACAGUCACCAAAGAGUGGGGAUUACGAUCGUUUUCAAGACUGAAGCAGUUGGAUACCAUGGAUUCCUUUGUGGUGGGAAGUGGUAACUCAAUGCUUCAUGAUUAUUAUUGUACAGUUAACCCAAAAACAUAUUUCUAUUCAAAUCUGCUGAUGUGUACUUUUAGCAGUUAGCAAAUGUUUCUUCAUCUUGCUUUUGGAUUAACACUAAUGUAUCUAAAUUCAUGUAUAAGUAUGCAAAUUUCACUUUUUUUUUCAUCUUUGUUAUUAUAAAUUUUUAUUUUUUUUCAA